AUGUAAUCUAUGGACAAACUUUAGAAUGAAUCAAAUGAGGAUUUUUAUAAAGAUAUACGAUCUGUAAUUGAAGAUAUACGUGUAAAUUUUCUGUUUAUGACAAAAGAAGUUUUAAUGAAAACAAAUAGAUUUAUCAACAAACAAAUUAUAGACUCAAUAAAAAAUUAUUUCUUUGAGAAUCAGAUUGGAACGUUACUGAAACCAAAGAUGGAGAAAGACUCUCUAAAAAAAGUAAAAAGUGAGAUUGAAGAUAAUAUAAAAUGUGAUCCUGAAAAUAGGUAUUAAGAUCCUGAAAUACCCAAAUAUAUGAUCUUUAUGAAUGCAUAUGUAGAUUAAAUUGAAAAAUAUUCUCUUCACUAAGACUAUUUAAAUCUCUUAUAUGAUUUAAUUUUAAGUGAUAACCAGAGUAAGGGUUUCUCUGAUGACUGGAUGACACUUAUAAGGAAAAAAAUAACAGCUGUACUUCUUCUAGGGCAUUUUUAGAGUUCUAAUAGAUAAAAUUUAAAGAAUAUAUUUGACUUAUGGGCAAAUGUAUAUCCAAAUUAACAGCUAAACAAAGUAAAGAAGAAUUUUAAAAACUCCAAAUAAUGUGCAAAUAAGAUCGCUAACGAAGAAAAUUUGAAGCAGCUAUCUUCAUCAGACUCUGAUAGCAGUGAAACAGAGGAUUAAGAAGUAGUGAAACUAUAAAUUAAAGAAUCAAAGCAAAGGCAAUCAUAAAAUAUAAAAAAUUCAAAAGCCAAAAAAUAAUUCUAAUAGCCUUCAAUCUAAGAAGCUUAAGAUUUGGAUAUCUCACAAUUAAAAUAUUCUGAACAAGAUAUUUUAGAAAUAUCAAAUUAAAAAAAUGAAGAAACAAAAACCGAAAUAUCGAAAGAGGAAAAGUAAAUAAAUAAUAGAAAAACAAAGUAGUAAAGUAAAACUUCUACAAUAAAGAAUAUUAAAUAAGAAAAAAAAUAAGAGUAGUAAUUGUAGUCUACUAAAUAAAAAAGAAAAUAAGAUAUUAUAUCUGACUAGAAUCAAUAUGAAUAUAAUUAAAAUGAAUGCGACGAAACAAGCUACUCUCCUUUGAUGUAAGGAGCGCAAGCAGAAAUAUAUAUAGCAGAAACACAAUUUAUUCUUGAUCAUGAGGAAGACGAUGAAGAAGAAGAGGAUGAAGAUGACGACGAUGAUGGCGAAGAAACUAAUCCAUAAAAUUAUUAUAGACAUGUUAGCAUAAUUAAAGCAAAGCCAAAAAUAAAAUAGCAAACUUUGCAGAAAAAAAUAAAAAAAAUAAAUUUAAGUUAAAAAAGAAAAAAGUAUUGCAUUAGAUUAACUAAAAUAGAACUGUAAUUAGAAUACCUUUAACGAUGA
Tetrahymena thermophila SB210 is the source of this 1347-nucleotide messenger RNA. RefSeq lists its product as hypothetical. The record is from RefSeq and is a predicted model, not a curated record. The transcript is spliced from 2 exons. NCBI's taxonomy places the organism in Eukaryota, Ciliophora, Oligohymenophorea, Hymenostomatida, Tetrahymenidae.